GCGGCGCACCGUACAUGAACAUCCACCGAAUGAACGGAGAACCGGAAUGUCUGGCGGCGCUCGUGAGGUGAUGCCGUGAGUCCGUUAUCCGCAUCAUUCAUUAUAUCACCGACGGAUGUCCACCCCAGAGCCCCCGUUAGGAGGGACGUCCUGUCCAGGGCCCUCACCCGGUCCGGGCCCGUCUCCUGGAGCUGUUCUGGGAUCAGGACUGUCUCCUGGAUCUUCACACAGUAUGAUGGGCCCCAGUCCCGGACCCCCGACUUCAACAACACACACUUUUCCUCAGCAGGCGUCUGCAGGAUACAACCAGGAAAACCUCCAUCACAUGCACAAGCCGGUGGAGGAGAAUCUUCCAGAAGACGCUCGUUUCAGUCAGAUGAAGGUUGUUGCGAUGAGGGCCGGACAUGCGAUGACGCGUCCAGGAAGUCCGAUGGAGCAGCACUCUCAAGGUUACCCGUCACCACUGGGCGCUUCAGAACAUGUGUCCAGUCCUGUGUCUGGUAGCGGGCCUCCAUCAGGUCCUCUGCUCUCCACUUCAGGCUCUAGUGUCCCGUUAGAGGGUGUGGACACUCAGUCUAUACCGCAGCAGAACCGCCCGGGAGCCCAAAGCGCCGCCUCUGGUUCUGUGAGCGGUGCCACCGGCCCCCCCACACCCUUCAAUCAGAGUCAGCUGCACCAGCUGCGGGCACAGAUCAUGGCAUAUAAGAUGCUGGCUCGUGGGCAGCCGCUCCCUGACCACCUGCAGAUGGCAGUGCAGGGCAAGCGUCCAAUGCCAGGCAUGCAGCAGGGUCAGAGUCUGACUGCAGCGCCACCUGGAGGUGGAGGUGUUGGCUUCAGCAGAGCCCAUGGGAUGGUUGGACCCAACAUGCCCCCACCAGGACCCUCUGGAGUCCCGUCUGGAGUUCAGGGUCAGAACCACAAUGGACCGCCCAAACCGUGGCCUGAAGUUUCCUGUGUUACAGGUCCGAUGGUGAAUGCGGCGACACCCUCGAACGCCCCUCAGAAACUGAUGGCCCCCCAGCCCACCGGCCGGCCUUCACCCGCACCCCCCUCUGUGCCGCCUGCUGCCUCUCCAGUCAUGCCCCCUCAAACCCAAUCACCAGGACACCUGUCUCACCCGCCUCAGCCCACGACCAUGAUCCCUCUACACCAGAAACAGAACCGCAUCACGCCCAUCCAGAAGCCCUGUGGCCUCGACCCAGUGGAAAUACUGCAGGAGAGAGAGUACAGGCUUGAAGCACGUAUUGCUCACCGUAUUCAGGAGCUGGAGAAUCUUCCCGGGUCUUUGGCGGGAGAUUUACGCACCAAAGCGACUAUAGAGCUGAAAGCCCUGAGACUGCUGAACUUCCAGAGACAGUUGCGUCAGGAAGUCGUGGUUUGCAUGAGACGAGAUACGGCCUUAGAAACAUCACUGGAUGCUAAAGCCUAUAAACGCAGCAAGAGACAGUCGCUACGUGAAGCGCGAAUCACUGAGAAACUCGAGAAACAGCAGAAGAUCGAACAGGAGCGCAAGCGGCGGCAGAAACAUCAGGAGUAUCUCAACAGUAUCUUGCAGCACGCUAAAGACUUUAAAGAGUAUCAUCGCUCCAUCACCGCAAAAAUACAGAAACUCACUAAAGCCGUCGCCACGUAUCACGCCAACACAGAGCGCGAGCAGAAGAAAGAGAACGAGCGCAUCGAGAAAGAACGAAUGAGACGCCUGAUGGCUGAGGAUGAGGAGGGUUACAGGAAGCUCAUUGAUCAGAAGAAGGACAAGCGUCUGGCGUACCUGCUGCAGCAGACUGACGAGUAUGUGGCUAACCUGACGGAGCUGGUGCGUGCUCAUAAAGCUGUUCAGGCCCUCAAAGAGAAGAGGAAGAAGAGGAAGAAGAAGAAGAAGCUGGAGAAUGCUGAGGGUCAGACUGGAGCCCUGGGGCCUGAUGGAGAGCCUCUGGAUGAGACGAGUCAGAUGAGUGAUCUUCCAGUCAAGGUGAUUCAUGUGGACAGCGGGAAAAUUCUGACCGGAGUGGAUGCCCCUAAAGCUGGACAACUGGACACGUGGCUGGAGAUGAAUCCUGGUUAUGAAGUUGCACCGCGGUCAGACAGUGAGGAUUCUGGGUCUGAGGAUGACGAGGAAGAGGAAGAGGAAGCUCCUCAACUGCUUCCUUCUCAAACUCCUGCAGAAGAGAAGAAGAAGAUUCCAGAUCCAGACAGUGAGGACGUGUCAGAGGUCGACGCUCGACACAUUAUAGAGCAUGCUAAACAGGAUGUUGACGAUGAGUACGGUAGCGCGGUGUUUGCUCGCGGCUUGCAGUCAUAUUACGCUGUAGCUCAUGCGGUCACUGAGCGAGUAGACAAACAGUCGUCUCUACUGAUCAACGGUCAACUCAAACAAUACCAGAUUAAAGGUUUGGAGUGGCUGGUGUCUCUUUAUAAUAAUAAUCUGAACGGGAUUCUGGCGGAUGAGAUGGGUUUGGGCAAAACCAUUCAAACAAUCGCCCUCAUCACGUACCUCAUGGAGUACAAGCGUCUGAACGGACCGUAUCUCAUCAUUGUACCGCUCUCGACUCUGUCUAAUUGGGUCUAUGAGUUCGAUAAAUGGGCUCCAUCUGUUGUAAAAGUCUCGUAUAAAGGUUCUCCAGCCGCUAGAAGAGCAUUCGUACCGCAGCUGCGGAGCGGCAAAUUCAACGUGCUGCUCACAACAUACGAAUACAUCAUCAAAGACAAGCAGGUGCUAGCGAAGAUUCGCUGGAAGUACAUGAUAGUAGAUGAAGGUCAUCGCAUGAAGAACCAUCACUGUAAACUGACGCAGGUGUUGAACACGCAUUAUCUGGCACCGCGACGCGUGCUGCUGACCGGAACGCCGCUGCAAAAUAAACUCCCUGAGCUCUGGGCGCUCCUCAACUUCCUGUUGCCCACCAUCUUUAAGAGCUGCAGCACAUUUGAGCAGUGGUUCAACGCGCCCUUCGCCAUGACCGGAGAGAAGGUGGAUCUGAAUGAAGAGGAGACGAUCCUGAUCAUUCGCCGUCUGCAUAAAGUUCUGCGUCCAUUCCUGUUGCGCAGACUGAAGAAGGAAGUGGAGGCGCAGCUGCCAGAGAAGGUGGAGUAUGUGAUCAAGUGUGACAUGUCAGCUCUUCAGAGAGUUCUGUACAGACACAUGCAGGCCAAAGGAGUUCUACUGACCGACGGAUCCGAGAAAGACAAGAAGGGUAAAGGCGGCACUAAGACUCUGAUGAACACUAUCAUGCAGUUGAGGAAGAUCUGCAAUCACCCGUACAUGUUCCAGCAGAUCGAGGAGUCGUUCUCUGAGCAUUUGGGGUUUUCAGGCGGUAUAGUUCAAGGAGCUGACUUAUACCGAGCGUCAGGAAAGUUUGAGGUGCUGGAUCGAAUUUUGCCCAAAUUACGAGCAUCCAAUCACAAAGUUCUGCUCUUCUGUCAAAUGACAUCACUGAUGACCAUAAUGGAGGAUUAUUUUGCUUAUCGCAACUUUAAAUAUCUCCGUCUGGAUGGUACGACUAAAGCAGAGGAUCGUGGGAUGCUGCUGAAGACUUUUAAUGAUCCGGCUUCUCAGUAUUUUAUAUUUCUGUUGAGCACCAGAGCGGGCGGGCUGGGACUCAAUCUACAGAGCGCAGAUACCGUCAUAAUAUUUGACAGCGACUGGAACCCUCAUCAGGAUCUUCAGGCUCAAGAUCGAGCGCACCGAAUUGGACAGCAGAAUGAGGUGCGUGUUCUCCGUCUCUGUACCGUGAACAGUGUUGAAGAGAAGAUCCUGGCAGCCGCUAAAUACAAACUGAACGUGGAUCAGAAGGUGAUUCAGGCCGGCAUGUUUGAUCAGAAGUCAUCGAGUCACGAGCGCCGAGCGUUCCUACAGGCCAUUCUAGAACAUGAAGAACAGGACGAGCCCGAAAGUUCUUGUGUGUGUCUGCGACAAGCAGUCCCUCAGAACAGGGUUUCAGCUGGUCACGUAGUUACUUCAUCGAGCAAUGCUUUAACCCCGGAGAAGGAAGAAGACGAGGUGCCGGACGAUGAGACGGUGAAUCAGAUGAUCGCCAGGAGUGAAGACGAGUUUGAUCAGUUCAUGCGUAUGGAUUUGGACCGGCGACGCGAGGAAGCUCGUAACCCGAAGCGCAAGCCGCGUUUGAUGGAGGAAGACGAGCUGCCCACCUGGAUCAUGAAGGAUGACGCCGAGGUGGAGAGACUCACCUGUGAGGAAGAGGAGGAGAAGAUGUUCGGUCGCGGCUCACGUCAGAGGAAAGAGGUCGAUUACAGCGAUUCGCUCACAGAGAAACAGUGGCUGAAGGCGAUUGAAGACGGGACUCUGGAGGAGAUCGAAGAGGAGGUGCGGCACAAGAAAACUGCUCGCAAGAGGAGGCGUGAUCGAGACCCGGAUGCCGUUCCGUCCACCUCAGGGACUCGAGGAGCGAGAGAGAGAGAUGAAGACAGUAAACGACAGAAGAAACGAGGUCGUCCGCCGGCAGAGAAACUCUCACCAAACCCUCCGUCCCUCACCAAGAAGAUGAAGAAGAUUGUGGACGCUGUUAUUAAAUAUAAAGAGAAUAAUGGCCGUCAGUUGAGUGAAGUGUUUAUUCAGCUGCCUUCACGGAAAGAACUGCCCGAAUACUACGAGCUCAUCCGCAAACCUGUCGACUUCAGGAAGAUCAAAGAACGCAUUCGUAGUCAUCGAUACCGCAGUCUGAAUGAUCUGGAGAGAGACGUGAUGCUGCUGUGUCAGAACGCUCAAACCUUCAACCUUGAGGGCUCACUGAUCUAUGAGGACUCGAUUGUGCUGCAGUCAGUCUUCACGAGUCUCUGUCAGAAGAUCGAGCGAGAGGAAGAGAGUGAUGGAGAGGACAGUGAUGAAGACGAGGAGGAUGAAGGAUCUGAUUCAGAGUCUCGGUCUGUGAAGGUGAAGAUUAAAUUGAGUCGUAAGGACAGAAGUGUGGAGCGCGGCAGAGGACGCAGAAGAACCGCGAGAACACGAGCCAAACCCGUCGUUAGUGAUGAUGAUACUGAUGAAGAACAAGAGGAGGAUCGCUCUAACAGCGGCAGUGAGGAAGAGCAGGGAUGAAGAUCAACACCAUCACAAACACCCACAGAUGUGCACAACUAACCCAUCAUUCUCUAGAUUAAACUCAAAUAUAAUCACACAUUCUUCAUUAAACUUUCAUGAAAACCACAGAAACUUUGUGACUAUAUUCAGAUGAUGUGACUGUAGUUUGAUAUUUAUAAUCUCAUAGUUCUGCUGUUUCUGUGAUGCUCAAUAUUAGACGCUGAUGUUUGAUAAGAGAAACAUUUGUGAUCGUUUAAUGAUGUAGUGUAAAUCUAGUGUACUGUAAGUUCAUCACAUGUAUGUACAUCAGUCGUUCCCAGUCUAAACUUUGGCACCCCAACUACUUAAACAUUUAUAUAUAUUUGAAAACACUCCAUUAUUUAAAAAGUUUCAUAUUAAUAUAAAACACUUAAAGAUGUAACCUUAAUUUAAGUAAACAUUGCGUCAAGUUAUUAAAGUAAUUAUUAAAGGGCCAGUAAUAAAAUAGAGAACAGAGGAAACAGUGUUUGAAGUUUGAACAGCAGCAAAUAAACAUGUAAUCUAAUGCAAAAUAAAAGCACUGAAAUUAUUACAAUCUUUACUGGGAUUAUUAGAUAUACAUUAAUACUGAUUCAUUUGACAGGGAAGAAGAACUCAUUGAAGUUUAUUAAACUCUAUUAAAGUUAUCCAGCCGAGGACAGUGAGUGCAUUUCUCUCAUUAUUGUCAAUAUUGUUGUUUGAUUAAUUUUAAUAAUAGUACAGACAGACACACGUGAACCCGUGAAAGCAGCUGGCCGAAGUACUUUUAAUAUCAGUGGUUAUUAAAAUAUUGAACUGAUUAGAGACUCUGCGUCAGUUUGGGAAACAUUGAUGUACAGUAUGUGGAUGUUAUAAUAAACAGCAUGUGUGUUAGAAUAAGAUGUGACAGUGUUUAUUCAUGUUAAAGACUGUCAGUUUCUGCUUGUCAAACUGUGAUUGUGAUGUUUAAAGUGUUUCAGUGCAUCUGAUCUGCUUAUGUAAAUGAAUGGUAAUAUUCAUAUUGCUUGUAGUUGCUCUGUGAUGGCAUGUUCCUGUAGUAAAUGUGUUUGUGUGUGGAGAUCUGAUCUCUCAGAAACUUACAUUUCAUUCAGUGGGUAUCUUAAUAAACACAGAAAUAUUUCCA
Molecule: messenger RNA, 6170 nt
Organism: Myxocyprinus asiaticus (Chinese sucker)
Lineage: Eukaryota; Metazoa; Chordata; Actinopteri; Cypriniformes; Catostomidae
Product: transcription activator BRG1
Exons: 34
Coding region: 116-5047 (1643 amino acids)
Biological process (GO): positive regulation of transcription by RNA polymerase II
Cellular component (GO): nucleus
Molecular function (GO): transcription factor binding; ATP-dependent chromatin remodeler activity; histone binding
Source: RefSeq, a predicted model, not a curated record